Messenger RNA from Melampsora larici-populina 98AG31, 402 nucleotides. RefSeq lists its product as uncharacterized. The coding region runs from base 1 to 402 and encodes 133 amino acids. The record is from RefSeq and is a predicted model, not a curated record. NCBI's taxonomy places the organism in Eukaryota, Fungi, Basidiomycota, Pucciniomycetes, Pucciniales, Melampsoraceae. The transcript has 5 exons.
AUGCUUCACUUCAAGACCUUCCUCCUUCUAUUUUCCAUGGGUAUCAAGGCGACAAUGCAGGAAAGAAUUACUUGUGACAUAAAGCUUAAAGUCGAGGGAAACAAUAAAGCAGAGUGCUGGGCGCACCCGGCAAACUCACCAGGAAAGUAUGAGUGUCAUUAUUCAAGCUGUUUCAAUGGUCUUUAUGGUUUUCAAUGGACUCCGAUGAAUCUUUGUAUUGAUGCCGCCGGGAUCUUGCUUGAUGGAACUCAAAAGUGUAUAGAAUACGAGCUCGACACAGCAGCGGGUCAAUAUACUUGUCAAGUUCGUCAUGCCAAGAAUGGACCAAGACUUAUUUAUAAGUGCCCUCUUACCGACGAUAAUAUACCUCAAACGCAAUGUGGCAAUUGCAAGUUGAAGUAA